Molecule: messenger RNA, 1685 nt
Organism: Telopea speciosissima
Lineage: Eukaryota; Viridiplantae; Streptophyta; Magnoliopsida; Proteales; Proteaceae
Product: 3-ketoacyl-CoA synthase 10
Exons: 3
Coding region: 43-1668 (541 amino acids)
Biological process (GO): fatty acid biosynthetic process
Cellular component (GO): membrane
Molecular function (GO): acyltransferase activity, transferring groups other than amino-acyl groups
Source: RefSeq, a predicted model, not a curated record
UUGGAAGAAGAAGAAGAAGCAGCCCAGUUCCAAGUUGUUCUAAUGGCCACUGGGGAGCACACCCUCCUCUCCACGGAGAUCGUAAACCGGGGUAUAGAGUCCUCAGGACCAGACGCCGGUUCUCCCACCUUCUCGGUGGGUGUUCGUCGUCGUCUGCCGGACUUUCUACAGUCGGUAAACCUCAAGUACGUGAAGCUUGGAUACCACUACCUCAUCAACCAUGGGAUAUACCUGGCCACGAUACCGGUGUUGGUAUUGGUGUUCAGUGCCGAGGUAGGGAGCCUUAGCAAGGAACAACUUUGGAUGAAGCUUUGGGAAGGGACCCGUAACGACUCUGCUACCGUACUGGCUUUCCUCAUCAUCUUCGUCUUCACACUUUCCGUCUACUUCAUGUCUCGUCCUCGCCCCAUCUACCUUCUCGAUUUCGCUUGUUACCAACCCCACGAUGAUCUCAAGGUAUCAAAGGAGGAAUUCAUAGAGCAAGCACGGAAAUCGGGAAAAUUCGACGAUGCAAGCCUUGCGUUCCAAAGGCGGAUCCUGGAGUCGUCAGGGAUCGGGAACGAAUCGUACAUACCUAAAGCGGUGAUGUCUCCGGAGAAUUGUGCGACGAUGAAGGAAGGAAGGGCGGAGGCAUCGACGGUGAUGUUUGGUGCCCUAGACGAACUGUUCGAGAAGACAGGAGUGAGACCUAAGGACAUCGGUGUCUUGGUGGUCAACUGUAGUCUCUUCAACCCUACACCAUCACUCUCGGCCAUGAUAGUGAACAGGUACAAGAUGAGAGGAAAUAUUCUGAGCUUCAACCUUGGGGGAAUGGGUUGCAGCGCAGGGAUCAUAGCACUGGACUUGGCCAGGGAUAUGCUCCAAGCCAAUUCCAAUAACUAUGCCGUCGUUGUCAGCACGGAGAUGGUGACCUUCAACUGGUACUCUGGUAAGAACCGUUCCAUGCUCAUCCCCAACUGUUUCUUCCGCAUGGGUUGCUCCGCUGUCCUCCUCUCCAAUCGCCGUCGUGACUUCCGUCGUGCUAAAUACCACCUCGAACACAUCGUCCGCACUCAUAAGGGCGCCGACGACCGCAGCUUCAGGUGUGUGAUCCAGGAGGAAGACGAGCAACGGGUGAAGGGACUAAGCAUAAGCAAAGAUUUGAUAGAAGUAGGAGGGAAUGCACUGAAGACUAACAUAACUACGCUUGGUCCACUAGUCCUUCCCUUGUCCGAGCAACUCCUCUUCUUCUCCAGCCUCGUGUGGAGUUACUUCUUCGGUGGUGGUGGUGGUGAUGGUGAGGAGUCUAAGAAGAAGAAGAAGCCCUACAUCCCUGACUACAAGUUGGCGUUCGAACACUUCUGCGUGCACCCGGCCAGCAAGAGCGUGCUGGAUGAGUUGCAGCGCAACCUAGAGCUCAGUGACUCCAACAUGGAGGCGUCACGGAUGACGUUGCACCGUUUCGGUAACAUUUCCAGCAGCAGCAUAUGGUACGAACUGGCCUAUCUGGAGGCAAAAGGAAAGCUGAAGCGUGGUGAUCGCGUCUGGCAGAUCGCCUUUGGAUCGGGCUUCAAGUGCAACAGUGCCGUUUGGAAAUCCCUGCGCCGAGUCCGCAGACCCACCAGAAACCCAUGGUCCGAUUGCCUUGAUCGUUACCCAGUCAUCCCUCACAACUCUACUACCCUCUAGAAAGUCUUUCCAUUAAA